AUGAUUGAGCUGCUGAUCAUCGCCGAGGCAUCCUUAGGCGAGCCCAACGGACUGAUUCCGCUUGACUCGACGGGCGAUGCGGACGAAGACCUCCGAUCACCGUUUGUCGAGCUCUUGUCCGAGUCCUUGCUAGCUCUCCUGAUCCAGUUGCUCAAUGUAGGAGACAACGACAAUCUUUCCAACGAGGUGGCCGAGUCACGCUUUUUCUUGUUCGACCUUGUAGAGACUCCAGAGUCAUUCUCAGACAGCUCUGCUGUUGUAGUCGUUGUUCGUGAACGUCGUGAGACAGAAGACGAGUGCUUCGAUGUGGAAGAUGUGGAGCGUGAGGAAUUAUGA
This is a messenger RNA of Pseudozyma hubeiensis SY62, 336 nucleotides long. RefSeq lists its product as hypothetical. Lineage: Eukaryota; Fungi; Basidiomycota; Ustilaginomycetes; Ustilaginales; Ustilaginaceae. The coding region runs from base 1 to 336 and encodes 111 amino acids. The transcript has 2 exons. The record is from RefSeq and is a predicted model, not a curated record.